GCUCAAAAACAUCGACAUAGAUUCGCGUUUUUUUUUCACUUGCCGGGGUAAAUCAAGUGAGUCAAUACGAAUUUCUUGGUCUUUUCGGCCUUAGAUUGUAGAGAUAAAGUUAAAGAAUUGACCUAAGAUACCGAACUUCAAGAACUUUCGUUCCUGAGCAGCUUGUUGAUAAAGUUUGCUACUUUUCUUGAGAAGUCAAAAAGAUGCCAGACGAUAAGCCGGUAGGAAGCAACCGGAGUGCCAGCGCUCCCGUUUUGCAGAGAUUCUCACAGUAUGAAGCUGGUCCAAGAUACUCAGUCACGGGAAAAUGGAAGGUCAUCGAGAGAAACCAGAACAUCCCAGCUGCGAACAAGUACUUUACACGAUUGAUUUGAUUUUUUUUCAUCACGACAUAGAUCUGUAUCUAUCUUUACCUAUUAAAACCACUAAAAAUGCAUCAUGUCUUUUAGCAGUAACAGAAGCAGAAUACGAUACCGUUUCUUUUUUUCAGCCACAUGGAUACCAUGUCAGGGCAAAAAUUUUGCAAAAAAAUCCAAGGUACGAUGUGCGGGAAAUGACGAAACACACCUCAAAAUACGGGCAGCUGACGUAUUCAUGCAGCUUUGGCUCCGCAAAACGGUGGGCACGAAACUACGGUGACAACACAACGGGCGGACCAGGUAUAGUUUGAUUCCAUUUGAUGAAAUUGUCAAUGCGUAAUAAUUUUGGAGUGCAUGACGAUGACAGACUUCCACUUCAUCGCCUGUUUUGGCUCCAUCGACAGACAGCAAUCAUUCUACAUCCACUCUUCAGGUCAAUACGAGACGGCACGCAGUACGAUUCGACGGAGUGACAUUAGUUUCGGAAAGAGCACACGACCAGACAUUACAGGCUUGCCAAAAUCCAUCCCAAAGUGCCCAGGACCGGGUCAGUACGAGGUAUGAACACGAAGUUGAAAAAUUAAAAUUAAUGUUUUUGAGCGAGAUUUUCCAAUGGGAAGCAACGCGACACCGAAAGCAAAAGAGUAAUCAUGAUGAUACUGCAUGACAGGCAGCACAUCCAUGAAACAAAAACUACAGGUUCGGGACAAAAACAACAAAAACGACCCGACGCUUUCCACGCUUACGAUCAAGUUUGUAUGCAUUGCAAAUAUGUCUGGGUCUGGAAGCUUGCAACUUCUAAUGCUGUCUUUAGAUUCAAAAAAAAUCUGUGUUGCAUGACCAGCAAGAGGAAUCCAGUUGGGGCUACGUGAGGAGGACAUUUCUCAUGCGGUAGAGGCAUCACUAAGUCCUCUAAAAAUCUGUGAUGCUAGGGCAUGCAUCACAGACAUCAUGGGUCAUGCGAAAUAUGCAUGACAAACCUGGCACUCUUCCAGACCCAGACAUAUUUGCAUUUGAUAGUUUGCGGGUCGACACAACUGGUUCUACGAGAAUCCCGAAGACGACAAACGGCCGGGGCCGGGCAAGUACUAUCAAAAGGAAAAGUCCCCCCUCCCCAUAUCGAAAACGAAAUUUGUGAUGCUGGAUUUGAGUACACAAAUCAGAUUUGUCUUGCUGAAGAGGACUGCAGGCCCACAUCAAGCCUGAGUAGAGAGGUUUUGGCCUAGGCGCUUAGCAUGAGAAGCGUCUGCGCUGUAGGCCAAACAGCACCACAAACCGCCUGCAUAAUGCGGCGGAGCCUGUGGAAUUGCCUUCUUGCAAGACAGAGAUCAUUUGUGGUCGCAAAUCAGCAUUGCAAAUUUUCUGCGACGUACCUUUUCGAUGUGGGGAGGGGGAUUUUUCCCUGGGAUAAGUACAGCCUCAACUUCACACAGGUGGAAGAGCCGGUCGGUACGGAAACCAAGAUUGGUACGGGCUUGCGGCCAAGCAUGGAAUCGCACUUGGGCGUGAACCCAAAGGCACCGGGCGUGGGGCCGGGUCAGUACAAGGUACAAAUAGCUACGUUUGUUAUGCGUGAUCUAGUUGGAUAUGCGCUCUUCGCAUUUUUACGCGGAAAGGAAAUUGCGUUGCAAAUUACAAUCAAGACAAAUAAUGAAACAGCAUUUGACGACACUGGGUGGCGCCAUCGUGACCCCGUACGGCAACGCACCGCGGUACAGUUUUACCACGGCUUCCUACCGAACAAAUAUCCCAGAGCAAAAAGCUGGCAUGGCAUAUUUGUAAUGCAAAAAUAAAUACACAGAAAAAGAAAAACUUGUCAUGGGCGGCCCUAUAGAAUGCUGUUUCGGCAGAUAUGCCAUGUUUUUUUGUGUAUUUAUUUUUGCAUUACCUGCCAGCUUUUUUCUGUGUGAUAACAAAGACGAGGCACAAGGAGGAUCCGGACAUGAUCCUGCAGCCCACGCAGUUCCCCAAGGGCGGAUUCCAGGGGUAAGUGGUGCUAGACGAAAAAGGGGCCAGUUCUUGGGAAGAAAGAUUUUAGUUUCGAACUAUGUGACUUUAGAUGAUUCAAAAAUGCUAAAAACGGAGAGGUGGUGGUUCAAUUUACAAUGUUUUAUGCGGUCGUUGUUGAAAGCUUUCGUCAUAAUGGGUGUGUUUGUCGAGAGGAAAGUGUGUUAUUUUAUUCUUUUUCUUUGCAUUUUUCACAGCUAUCUUUACAGGGCAGUCCAAUUGGGGGUUGUCGAUGUAAAUAGAGGCGGAUGUAAAUUAUUCAAUGUUGUAUGUAUGAUCAGACUCAAUUUUCGCACGUAAAUUUUGAAGUUGAAAAAUAUACCAGAUUGUAAAGCACGACCAAGAGCUCGUUCCUCUAUGCAUUCAAACAACUGUAUCAUUUUUGUCCCGGUUAAGUUUUUAGUGGAUUUGAUUUUCGCAAUUUUUACCUUGUAUUUUACUAUUUCGAAAUUCGGUUUCUGCAGUAUCUUCUUGUAACUCUAUCGUUCAUAAUAUCUGUGGUUCAGGUACGCACCUUUAUGUAAAAUAUUUUUAGAUUGAUGUUUACUUUACUGACGCUGUAGUUGGACCGAUAAUUCUAGGAUCAGGGACGCAGUGCGCACACUUUUUCGGGCCUAAUAACACUGCGCGUCACGAUCUUCGAGCUGCUGCCGCACAACUACUAGAAAAAGCCUUCCUGGUUUGCGAACCUGACCAACGCGUAGUAUUGUCAUUAAUCAAAUGGGAAUAAGAUUGGAAAAUACG
Messenger RNA from Amoebophrya sp. A120, 3110 nucleotides. Lineage: Eukaryota; Dinophyceae; Syndiniales; Amoebophryaceae. The record is from the annotation of a GenBank genome assembly.